GCGAAGGGGUGGCUUGAGAGUUGUUGCUGCGCGCACGGCAGCGCUGGGUUGGUGUUUCUGCUGGUGCUCUCGAACAGUCUCUCAUUUGCUGUUCUCUCCUAGCGCUUCAGACCUGAACCGUCGAUCCGGGCCCCGAUCAUUUUGUGACCCGGGGAUAAAAGCGAUCGCUGUCUGCGGGGGGCGAAGAUGCCGGUUUUAUGGGACAGCUUCUCCUCCUCGCUGCCUCCCAUUCCGGAGCAGAGAGAGAACCAGCCGUCCUUUGCUUGGGAGAAGAGCGCCUACCAAGAAGCAGCCAGCCGCGCCGCUGUGCUGGAGAGCUCGGAUUGCGAAUCUCUCGAUAGCAGCUUGAGCUCCGAAGGGGAUGCACAUGAAUACAUGGAUGAAGUAUCCUUGCCGGACUUUGACUUGCUGAAUGAUCCCGGGGAUGAGCUGCUGUGUGCCAAUCUGAUGAAGCUGAUCCAGCUCAGCCUGAACAAAGCAAAGAUCCACUCCAGCCGCUCCUGCAAGCUCCUCAUGCCAAGCCAGCUGGUCACCCAAGUGGGCAAGGAGCUGCUCCACUUGGCUUACAGAGAGCCCUGCGGCUUGAGGGGGGCUCUCAUUGACCUGUGUGUGGAACAAGGGAAGGGAUGCCAUAGUGUGGGGCAGAUUGCUGUGGACCCAAGCCUAGUGCCUACCUUCCAGCUAACCCUUAUUUUAAGACUGGAUUCCCGCCUGUGGCCCAAGAUCCAGGGACUCUUUAGUCCUGGCUCUGCUUUCUCUCCUGGUUUCAGUCAGUCUCUGAAGCUCAGCACUGGCUUCAGAGUCAUUAAAAAGAAGCUCUAUAGCUCUGAACAGUUGCUUAUAGAGGAGUGUUGAAGCUGUCAGUCAUCGCUCCUGGAGGAUGUCACUGAGCAUUUAACUCUUUAAGUUGGUGGCCAGCACCGAACAAAACUGGGAAGGCAUCUUAAAGGGCUGUGGAACAUAAGCUGGUUUUGAGAUGUGGAUCUGCAGCCACCGUAGGUUAGAUUAGACAGAAGUUUGAUUUACAGAGGUAGUAGGCAAGUAGUCAAAAGAAGAAGGCAAGACUUGAGAAUAAAACUGCACUCUCUGCUUUUUAGUAACUUUGACAGGGAAAAAAUGCCCACUCCUGACUAGGCCUGGACACUGUGCUAGCUUUAAAACUCUUGUCUGAUUACGGGACAAUUUUCUCUUGACUGACUUUAAGAAGUACUUUUCCUGACAGCUGAUGUCAUAACAGCAGCAGGGCUGCCACUAAGGGUACGUGAAGGUUGCCCUUUUUUUGGUAAGCUUUUUUUUUUUUAAGGAAGAUAGCAGUAGCUAGUAAUCAAUGGAUAUCCGUGGUGAGGUGAAUGACUUAAGAGUUAAGGUCUAAAGGGACCAAGAAUGCGUAACAUGGUUCUGCAUAGAUGGACCUGAAGAAGCUCCACUACUGACAUUAGAGCAGCUAAAACAGGGCAGCUAAAUAAGGACUUUGGAGUGAAUGGGGGGUGUCAAUCCACUGUGCGCCAUCACACUAUUGUUUGAAUGAAGCCUGUGGGGGGGGCACAGGGCACUAACUGGGUUGUGCCCCAUUUCUGAGUAGGAAUCGUGGCUCUGUAUGUCUGAGGGAGGUGUGAGGGGAUGCAGGGAGGGAUGGGGUGGGGGCAGGCACCCUCACAGUCAGUCUGUAGCGCUUCCAUUGAUUGCCAUUUACAUGGAGUACACUUGAUCAAGUUUUUUGAAGACUUCCUAUGCAACUUGU
Messenger RNA from Eublepharis macularius, 1741 nucleotides. RefSeq names its product DNA damage inducible transcript 4 (gene DDIT4). Gene Ontology annotation, molecular function: 14-3-3 protein binding. Gene Ontology annotation, cellular component: cytoplasm. Lineage: Eukaryota; Metazoa; Chordata; Lepidosauria; Squamata; Eublepharidae. The record is from RefSeq and is a predicted model, not a curated record. The coding region runs from base 187 to 855 and encodes 222 amino acids. The transcript has 3 exons. Gene Ontology annotation, biological process: response to hypoxia; apoptotic process; negative regulation of TOR signaling.